This is a messenger RNA of Musa acuminata subsp. malaccensis (wild Malaysian banana), 1061 nucleotides long. NCBI's taxonomy places the organism in Eukaryota, Viridiplantae, Streptophyta, Magnoliopsida, Zingiberales, Musaceae. The record is from RefSeq and is a predicted model, not a curated record.
AAUCUCUGUUUGAUUCCGUCCAUCUGAUGAGAAGACCAAGAGAAGCAGUUCUUCGGAUGCUUCGGACACUUGCAGCAGCUGCAGCAACAGCGACGAAUGCAGAAACCUCAAACUGCUCGGACAAGUGCGGCCAAGUGCUUGUCCAGUAUCCCUUCGGCAUCGAGCCAGGUUGCUACAGAGUUGGAUUCGCCAUCACAUGCGACCGCUCGGAUGGCAACUCCCCCAUAGCUUUCCUCGGCACGAGCGACAUCGAGGUGACCGAGAUCUCGCUGCUGCACGGCCAGUCUCGCGUGAAGGCUCAAGUAAGUUGGGAGUGCUACAACGAGACCGCCGUGGAGAGCACCAACUCCAACUUACCAUCCAAAAGCUUCGAUGUCAAUGGAGUGUACAAGAUCUCCGACGACCGCAACAAGUUCACUCUCAUCGGUUGCAACUCAAUGGCAUAUCUACAAAGCCAGCAGACGGCCGACGGCCCCUAUCCCUAUGUAUACUAUACUGGUUGCUUAUCGUACUGCGAAGAUACAAGCAAAGUCAUCAAUGGGGUUUGCAAUGGCAUAGGAUGCUGCCAAACCAGCAUCCCGUCAGGCCUCAGUGACACUUCCUUCUCUUUCACUGCAUAUUCCCAUCGAUAUUUUUUGAGCUUUAGUCCAUGUAGCUACGUUUUCAUUGUUGAUCAAGACUACUACUCAUUUAGCGCCACCGAUUUAACCAUGGACACAAACAAAUCCAUGCCGCUGUGGCUGGAUUGGGCAGUCAGAGAUGCUGCAACAUGCGAGGAGGCGAAGGGCUCUGAUAAUUAUGCAUGCCGAAGUCAAAACAGUGUGUGCAGCAAGGCCAGGAGUGGUGCAGCUUUGCCACCAACGGCGAAGCCAUUAGAUGACAUCCCAAAGGCUAUAGUCCCAUUGGACGACACCUCGAAAGUCCUUGAGCUCCAACAUUGUCGCACAAAUUUCUAUUGUAGCUCUAGCUCCAACGAGCGGUGGCACCACCCCUACCACUUCGAUGACUCCAAAGAGCAGCACUACUACACUCGCCACAACUGUAAAGGCUCACCGGUGUGA